Messenger RNA from Alternaria rosae, 1065 nucleotides. RefSeq lists its product as uncharacterized. NCBI's taxonomy places the organism in Eukaryota, Fungi, Ascomycota, Dothideomycetes, Pleosporales, Pleosporaceae. Bases 1 to 1065 code for a protein of 354 amino acids. The record is from RefSeq and is a predicted model, not a curated record. The transcript has a single exon.
AUGCAGCAUGACCGGCUGAUCAACGCACUCACCAUCACCGUACAGAUACUCAUCAGUCUUGUCCUCUUCGCCAUCGUCCUCCCAUUCUUCAUCCUAUGGCGUGCCCCAAUAAGCCUCCUCUACUUCACCAAGAAAGAAAAAGAGGAGCCAAAGAACGCAGACCAAGAGAAGGAAAGGCGACAAAAUCGACAAGCGGACGAAGAAGAGGAAGAGCUAAAACCAGACCCACCUCCCGACCUCCACGACCGCGCCUUCGCACCCUACACAAGACAAUGGACAGCCUUCAAGAGCCUCCCAAUCAACAACCCCCUCGUAACCCACUGGUCCCGUGUAGCAUGCCUCUCCCUCCUCACAAUACAAACCACGCUCACCCUCGCCCUCCUCGAAAAGUCUCUCGUCUACCACAUCCCCUGGUUCGUCACACACCUGUCAAACACAGACUACAAGACAUCGAAGAAGAAACUUUGGCUCAACGAUCUGCUACUACAUGUAUCCUGGCUACUCAUGACUUGUGCGCCUAUCAUGGGGUUACUAGGCGUAGGCCUGGGCGUUGCGUACUAUACGUCAAAAGCGGUGAGGUACGGGAGGUUUAGCAAGGGUUUUGUGAGGAAGAAGGGGGGGAGGGGGUAUGAGGAUCCGGAUAAGGCGAAGGAGGGGAAGGGGAAGGAUGGGGAGGCGAAUGGGGUUAGAGAGGCGGUUAUGGGGGUCGUGGAUCAUGUUAUGCAUCUGAAUGUUCAUAUUCCGCAGCUGCAUCUACCGCAUCCGCAUCUACAUGAUCAUCACCCGCACGAGCAGCGGGAGCCGGAAACUUCGCCGUAUGGGUAUCCGGGGUAUAGUGAGGAUAUUCUCUUCGAGCAGCCUGGAGAUACGGCGGGUGCAUACCAAUAUACGGCUCAGCCGGCACCGGCGGCGCGAUUCAAUAAGAAUCCUUAUACAUUGGCUGGUAUUGCGUCUAUUUGGACUGGUCAGAAGGAGAAGAUGAAUGGUGGGUAUGACGGGAGAGAUGUGAGGAAGCGGAAUUUUGCGGAGGAUAUUGAGAUGGCGGAUUGGGUGGGGAGGAAGUAA